This is a messenger RNA of Paramecium primaurelia, 1435 nucleotides long. Lineage: Eukaryota; Ciliophora; Oligohymenophorea; Peniculida; Parameciidae. The record is from the annotation of a GenBank genome assembly.
AUGGAAUAAUUUGAUUCAUUCAAUCCUGUUAGUAUUAGAAACAUUCUUGCCAAGAUUGAAAAUAUUGGUUUUAUUAGUCCAAAUAAAUAAAUUAACUUAUAUUCCAACAUUUUGGUGAUGUGUCAUGACUUAAUCAUUUAAUUCAUUAAAUCUAAAUAAUAAUCUUUGAUUUGCUUCUUUAUUGAAUUUACAGUAAAGUAUAAAUGAUAUCAUAUUAGUUUUAAAAAAAUCAAUCAAGAAGCAAAACUUAUGAGAUUUUUAAUUCUUACCUUAAUUCGUUAGAAUAACAUAAUACUAAAUUAUCGGCUAUAUUUUUAUAUUUAUUCUAAACUGAUUAAUGUAGAAAUAAUGCCUAACUUUAUUAAAAGUGUAAUUAAAUAAUGAGAGAUUUUACAAAAAUAAAAAAGGAAUAACAAUUAGAUGAUAUAACACUAAAAUUUAAUGAUAUAAUAACCAUAUUUUAAUUGAUUUUUGAUGAUAUUACUGUUGAUUAAAUAAUUCAUCUUUUAACUGAUGAAGUUAUGAAAAAUUAAUAAACUCUUAAUCCUUUACUUGAGUAAUAAUAUUAUAUCAAAUUCUUUUUUUAGGAUUUCUGCAAGCCAUUUAAUUUAACUUUUAAUCCUUUAUAAAUAAGCUUAAUCAAAUUUUAAACCCUUUUCAACACCUAAAAGAAGCCCCAAAAAAGAUAUAAAAUGUUAGAGUCCUAAAUUACAAGGAUUUUAUAGAUGGGGAUCUCCAUUUUUUAGUUAAAAUGAAUUUUAUAAAAAUCCAUUAAAUAAAAGAUUAUUAGAAGAUUUAGAACAAUAAGCUAAAAAAUAUCCAAAAACAAGAUUAAUAAAUAGUCAAUACAAUUAUUAUAGUCCUUUAACACCAAAUAAAACAAGAUCAGAUUUCGAAUCUAAAGAUUCUGUUGUUUCUGAUUUUAUUAAAAUAAAAAGUAAUGAUAAUUCGAAAAAACAGAGUCCCUCUCUAAUAUAUCAUACAGAAAACAGUUUCAGUGAAAAGAAAUAAGAUCCAAGUAUUUAAAUUGUCAUAUAAAUUUUAGUCAAAUAAAAUGGUUGUUUAUAUAAUUAUGAAGUACCACAAACUUAAUAGGAAUUAUUAAAAAUUAUUUAAAUGUAUUCAAUUUAGUACUUUGAUCCAUCAAUAGAACUUCCUAAGCCAUUAGAUAUUAAGAUUAGUUAUGAACAUUUGAUUGAUCUUUAUACUGAAUUAGAAUAAGAAGUUACAUUUAGAAAGACAACUUAUAGAGCUAAAUAAUAUUUUGCAUCAAUAGAUCCAAGAUAUUUAUAGAUAAAUAAAAGUAAUUAAUAGUGAAUUAAUUUUAAUAGAUGAAAAGAUUGAAGCAAUUUCAUAAGUAGAAGGAUGGAUUUUAGGAAAGAAUGAAUUUGGACAUAUUGGAUGUUGUGCCGAUUCUUAUAUCUAAAAAUUAUGA